This is a messenger RNA of Gigantopelta aegis, 1332 nucleotides long. RefSeq names its product alpha-ketoglutarate-dependent dioxygenase alkB homolog 7, mitochondrial-like. The record is from RefSeq and is a predicted model, not a curated record. The transcript has 4 exons. Bases 181 to 981 code for a protein of 266 amino acids. Gene Ontology annotation, biological process: fatty acid metabolic process; DNA damage response. Gene Ontology annotation, cellular component: mitochondrial matrix. NCBI's taxonomy places the organism in Eukaryota, Metazoa, Mollusca, Gastropoda, Neomphalida, Peltospiridae.
UAACAUGAGGAGUGUGACAUUCAGCACGUGAAUCAAGUUAAACUGAUGUUUCAGACCAUUACCGUUAAAUACAACGUUAUGUACGCUAGAACAACACAUUGAUAUAUGUUAUAAUACCUUCAUAAAACACACGGCGAUCUAACAAUUUGACAAUUGUAUUUAACACUAAUAAUAAUAAUAAUGAAUUUUAUUCCUUUAGCUGUGUCCAUAAAAAAUUCAGUCAAACUGUUCUGCAAUGGCAACAUUAUCAACAGACAUUUGGCGUUUUAUGCAUGUAGAGUGUAUGUACCAAAACUAACAUUACAGAAACCAGCUUUCUGCAAAUAUUUCUCAAAAUUAUCGCACCAAAGUGAGGAAAAAGGAAACCCGAAACAUUCAUCCUGUAACGGCUAUAUUGAAGCUAGUGAUAAUGAAACUUUGGAUGUUGUGUCUAAAAACGUGCUCAUUUAUCCAGAUUUCAUCUCUGCUGAAGAAGAAAAGUUUAUCUUGGAUGAAAUUGAACCAUACAUGAAACGACUUCGCUACGAAGUAGACCACUGGGAUGAUGCCAUUCAUGGGUACAAAGAGACAGAAAGGAAACAAUGGAACACGAGAAACUCGGCCAUUCUGGAAAGAGUUAAACAGCUGGCAUUUCCCAAAAAUAUACCACAGCUUGCCUAUGUACACGUCCUGGAACUUUCUAAAGAAGGCUAUAUCAAACCCCACAUAGAUGCCGUUAGAUUUUGUGGUAAUACAAUUGCUGGAAUGAAUCUGCUGUCGGCAGCUGUUAUGAAGUUUGUUCAUGAAACGGACAAGAACAAAUCAGCCAAAGUUCUGCUCAAACAACGAUCACUUUACAUAAUGAAAGAUGCUGUCAGGUAUCACUACACCCAUGAAAUUCUCCCUGAAAAAGAAUCAUAUUUUCGAGGCGAAGUUGUGCCAAGGGACAGGCGCAUUUCAGUGAUAUGCCGCAAUGAGCCAGAUCCUAGCCUUAAUAGCUGACGAAAACUGUGUGCUAUGGUAGUCUGCAGUGAUAAUGCAGGAACUGUUACAAAGAGUGCCAUAAUUAGAUUUCAUUAUGAAUGUUUACUACUCUGUUAGAUGAAUUCAGAUGUGCUUAAUAUAAAAAACGUUAAAGCAGCAGGGUGAAAUACAAUUUUAUUUAGGGGAUAAUACCACAGUGUUUCGUGGUUAACUAUAACAGUUUAAUGCAAAAUUAGAUGGCAGGGCUUCCAGAUUAUGGUAGUCCCACUCCCAUGGCUAGUGAUAUUCAAUGUUGGGCUAGUAAAUAACUGCUAUUGCCAUGCCUCAUGGCUAGUGAAAAACAUUUGUCAAAUGUUGCAGUUAAGUCUA